AUGAAGAUCACAUUCGCAGCUGCUCUUCUUCUCCUAUCCACUACAGUCACACCUCGCGCUGUCCCGCAGUCGGAUCUAGUGGUUCGAGAUGUGUCCCAGAUCCCCGAUGCUCUCGAGAUACCUGGUCUAGAGAAGCGCAGAGGUGGAGGAGGUGGAGGAGGUAAAGGCGGCUCAGGCAGUGGCGGUAGCAGCGGUGGUCGCACUGGCAGUGGAGGCAGCAGCAGUGGAAGUGGCAGUACUGGGGGUCGUACUGGAAGCAGUAGCAGCGGGAGAACCGGCUCCUCGAGCAACGUUGGAGGCUCAACUCGCGGUGGCUCCGGACCAAGCCCUGCUUAUGGGGGCGGGUCUUAUUACGCCGGAGGUGCGGCGUCUCCUUAUAGAUCUGGCGCAAAAUCCCCCCUGGGCGUGUCCCCUUAUUUGUUACCAGCUGCUGGAUUGGCCCUACUUCCAGGUGUCUGGCUGUACGGGGCCUAUGCUUACCCAUACCACCAUAACUAUCACUAUGUGAACCAAACCAACAACCACAGUGAAUCGCUGCCGGUGGUCUGUGUCUGCCAGGAAUAUUCCGAGUGCGGAUGCGAUAACAACUCCAACAGCACCUAUUUCGAAUCCUUGUUCAAUGGCACUGAACCCAGGAACACCAGCGUCGCCAGGGUUGUAAUCGACAAUGGAACAGAGAAGAUCUAUAUCAACGGAACCCUGCCAAAUGGAACAACAGUUGAGGAUUCUUCGGCUUCAUCGGCACCAUCAGUAAAGAUGGCCCCUGUCAGUGGAUACUGGAUAAUGGUUGCUGUAGUCAGCAGCAUGGUUUGGGCUCUGUGA
Molecule: messenger RNA, 822 nt
Organism: Aspergillus wentii DTO 134E9
Lineage: Eukaryota; Fungi; Ascomycota; Eurotiomycetes; Eurotiales; Aspergillaceae
Exons: 2
Coding region: 1-822 (273 amino acids)
Source: RefSeq, a predicted model, not a curated record